UGGCUUCUGGUGCGGACUGCCUCACCUCUCAAAGCCCCUCAGACAUGCAGGAUGAAGAACUCUAUACCUCUCUUCAGUGGGACACUCCAACACCACACCCUUCCCAGAAACAUCAGUCUUCCACCAAAUGUUCAGGAUCAUGGUGUCUUAUGAUGGUGAUAGCCUGUGUUUUCUGCGUGGGCUCAUUAACUGCCUCCGUUUUCCUGGGUAUUAAGUUGUUCCAGGUGUCAGCUAUUGCAAAGAAGCAGCAAGAAAAACUCAUGCAACAAGAGAGAGCGCUGUUGAACUUCACACAGUGGAAGACAAGCCAUGAGUUCCAGAUAAGAUAUUGCCAAACCUUGAUGCAAAACUCUUUCAGAUCAGCUCCUUGUCCAGACAACUGGAUUCAGAAUGGAAAUAGUUGCUACCGUGUCUUCGAAACUUGGAAUAUUUGGAAAAAUAGUAAAGAGGAUUGUUUGAAGGAGGGCUCUCAUCUUCUACAAAUAGAGAGCAAAGAAGAAAUGGACUUCAUCGCUGGCAGCCUGAGAAAGAUCAAAAGUGGCCAGGAUUACUGGGUGGGGCUUUCUCAGGAUGGACCCAGCCAACCUUGGCUUUGGCAAGAUGGCUCCACUCCAUCCCCUGACCUGUUACCAAUAAAGAGAGCCCAAUCAACUCACCAGCUCUGUGGAUACUUCAGAGACAAGGUUCUUUUCCCCACUAACUGUACCGCUUGGAAAUAUUUUAUCUGUGAGAAGUACACGUUAAGAUUCCCUGCCUGAAAGAAGCUGAUUUCGAAGAAAUGCCAACGAGCAAAUGCAGAAGUGAACUUCUAUGUGGGCUAAACUAGCUACGUGGGACUCAAAACUUAUUUUUGCAUUUACCAUGGGUAAUAUUCCUGCAUGCUUCACAGACAUCCUUUUGACAGUGUUCAAAUUGCCAAGAAUAAAAUUGAUUUAAGACUACAGAAGAUAAAACCCUGAAAGGUUGAAAACAAACUGAAGAAAAUCACUUCCAUUUGUCGUUUUGUUUUUGUUUUUAAUCUAGAUUGACCAUAAACUCUAUACAGAAAUAUAUGUCACUAAGGAGAUGAUGCAGUUCUAGCUGACUAAUUUUUUAAAUAAAUAAAUGCUGACUUUAAAACUCA
Messenger RNA from Pipistrellus kuhlii (Kuhl's pipistrelle), 1123 nucleotides. RefSeq names its product C-type lectin domain containing 9A (gene CLEC9A). NCBI's taxonomy places the organism in Eukaryota, Metazoa, Chordata, Mammalia, Chiroptera, Vespertilionidae. Bases 45 to 758 code for a protein of 237 amino acids. The transcript has 6 exons. The record is from RefSeq and is a predicted model, not a curated record. Gene Ontology annotation, biological process: receptor-mediated endocytosis. Gene Ontology annotation, cellular component: cell surface; membrane.